Messenger RNA from Trichoplax adhaerens, 861 nucleotides. RefSeq lists its product as uncharacterized. Gene Ontology annotation, cellular component: membrane. The coding region runs from base 1 to 861 and encodes 286 amino acids. The transcript has a single exon. Gene Ontology annotation, molecular function: hexosyltransferase activity. Lineage: Eukaryota; Metazoa; Placozoa; Uniplacotomia; Trichoplacea; Trichoplacidae. The record is from RefSeq and is a predicted model, not a curated record.
AUGAGCCCUAACUUCGAAUUUUUUAGUCGUCGUCCAAGUGCGAAAGGUUGCAAAACACGCGCGUUUCUAUUAAUGGUGAUCAAUUCAAAUCCUCAAAAUUUUGAAAAACGUAAUGCUAUAAGAAAGACUUGGGGCAACGGCUCUGAUUAUAAUAAUUUAUUAAAUACCACUUACGCAUGGAGGACAGUUUUCAUAAUAGGCCGAAAGGCCUCGGAAGAUGUUAACCAGAAGAUUGAAGAAGAAUCCGUAAAAUAUGGGGAUUUAGUAUUAGGUGAUUUCAUUGAUCAUAUGAAAAAUCUUACUUUUAAGACUUUACUUGGUAUGCGGUGGGCAAAUAGUUUUUGCAAGCCUAUGUUCCUGUAUAAAGGUGAUGACGACGUCUUUGUUAAUGCCCCACGUUUGUUCCAGUACUUAGUCAAAUUGGCGAAUGAAAAUACGACAAAGUUAUGGCUUGGUCGGGCUAACUUCAAACCUGGUGAGCGCAUUCCUAUUCGUGACAAGAAGCAUAAAUACUUUGUAUCGUACCAAGAUUUUAAUGAAACGUUAUUUCCUGCAUUUUGUUCUGGAUUCUCUUAUAUAUUUUCUUACGAUGUUUUGAGAGAUAUGUUAUUAGUGGUUAAAUACUUUAAGAAGUUAGAAACCAUCGACGAUAUUUAUAUUUCUUUAUUGGCAAGGAAAAUUGGAGUAAAACCGACACAUCAUAAAGGGUUUCAUUGGUUUAACCCACCCAAUCCUAAUCAUAUGUUUACAGUGUACGAAAUUAGUUCCAGGUUUGCUGAACAUGAUAUUAAACCUAAUCAGCAGGAAAAACUGCUUAAAAUGGCUAAAGUGGGUAUGAAAUUGUUUCCUAAGGUGUAUUGA